This is a messenger RNA of Scophthalmus maximus (turbot), 1510 nucleotides long. RefSeq lists its product as uncharacterized. The record is from RefSeq and is a predicted model, not a curated record. NCBI's taxonomy places the organism in Eukaryota, Metazoa, Chordata, Actinopteri, Pleuronectiformes, Scophthalmidae. Gene Ontology annotation, cellular component: membrane. The transcript has 5 exons. Gene Ontology annotation, biological process: adaptive immune response. Gene Ontology annotation, molecular function: signaling receptor activity. The coding region runs from base 255 to 935 and encodes 226 amino acids.
AUUGCUGGUUAUGAAACAGCAAUCUGUGUGCAAUCUUACAAUAUCAUUUUGUCUUCUCCCUUCUACUGUUAGAGUGAUUACAAUCAUCCUCUCUCUCUUCGCUUUGUCUUUGUUGAAAAUGAUCUAAUCGUGGACAUAAAACCAGGGAAAGGUUGCGUGCCACCCAGCCACAUCAAACAGCAGAGGAGGCGUUGUUUGCUGUGUUGCUAUGUGUGUGAGAAACAGAGACUGUAUUUGCAUUGAAGUGCUGCAAGAUGAUGCUGCUCAGCUGCUCUAUACUGUUGCUCUGUCUUUCCGCGACUGCAGAGGACAUUGUAGUUUGGCGAGAGUCUGGUGAGAACGUCACCUUGGAGUGUUCCUUGGCAAAAUGUCCCAGCAGCAUUGACGGGUUUGUUGGGAUGUAUCUGUAUCACGAUUUAAAAAAGUGUGCAGAGGUGCUUUACUAUCACUCCAGCCCAAAAUAUGAUAAAAUCACCCCACGAAUCGGAUAUUUGGAGAGGGUUGAGAUGAAAGGAUCUCUGAAGAAGAACACCGUCACCAUCAGCAAUCUGACCGUGGGUGAUUCUGGUAUCUACAGAUGUGUCUACAGAGGAAAUGUUGCAACUCAACUUAAAUGCAACGUCUACAAUCUUUUUGUGCUAGGAGUUCAACCAUGUCCCAGAUCGGAGGAAGAGCUUCGAGACAAUGUCAGUGAGACAAGUCCUCCACUGGUGUUAAUCAUCGUUGCCUCCUGUGCCAUCAGCAUAAUUGCCACCGUGAUCGUCAUCCUGCUGAUCUUCAGGGUGAAACAAUGGACUGGAGGCAGAAGAAGUGCAAGGACUGCCCCCAAUGAUUGUGUGUACGAAGUCAUGACCAAGAACGGCUUCAACCGUGUAGCAGCUCCUGAGGUGCAAUUGCCAGACGUGUAUGGUUUUGCUCGGCCAAUAGAAAAAUAGAGUACUUUUUAUUUGAUGGAUGACUAUUUUCUUCUUUGUGGCUGGUUCAAUUUUUCAACAGUUUUUGCUGGAUUGUGAAGAAAUGUAAAAUAUAUCAAUUUUUAAAAUUGAAACCUUUACCAGAAACAAUUUAUUUGUUGUUGAAAUAUCACAGGAUUCUAUUCAUUGUUAAAAUCAUUAGUACUGAUUGUGGUGUUAACAUUUAAGCAUUUGAAAUUUGAUUGGUGAACAGGCAGUGGGAGAGCUGUGAGUACACAUAUGACAGUACUUGCGGUCACACACCAUGUUUUUAUCCAGGAAUUAAAAAAAAAAGUAAAGGUGAUAAAUAUUGUAAUUGUGUAAUGUGUAUAAUUAUAUAAUAUGGUUUUAUACACUGUGUCUGUAAAUUGUGAUACAAUUUUUAAUGGUUUAAUGUGUGUUUAAUUUUGUGACUACUGGCCGUGGUGCGUAUGAUUUUUGCUUCAUGCUGCUGUUUGUGAUGCCGUUUCUAAACUGUUGUAAGAUUUUAUCUAUGGUGUUUGCGUGUGGAUGCAAACAAAUUGAAAAAAUUGCCAAUAAAAGAAAAAGCAGAUAAA